CAGCACCCACACAUUAGAAAUUAACAGUUGUAAUGAUAACACAGCACGCGUAAGGCUUUACCGGGCAAACAAACACAUGUUGAACUUAACAAAAAAUCAAAUAAAAGCUUGCGUAAAACUUUGAGCUUUUAAGUUCUGCAAAACCAACGCAGGUGUGUAAGCUACAAAGGCGUGUUGAAGGCGUUUACGCUUUUGUUGUUUAUUUUAAAGGCUGGAACUAGUUGGCAGCGCUGUCGUUUUGCUGCCGGUUCUGCUGCUGCAGCUGCUGCUGUAGCCGUUGCAGCAGCGACGACAGCGAAGCCUGCGCAAAUGCCUCGUUUAUACUUACUGAACCUGGUAGAGUGUUUUAUGGAAAAGCAACUUUGUCGCAGCAGUCAGCGGCUGAUUGUUGGAAGUGUUGUGUAUAUAAUUUUGGGAGGCCGGUGAGGCUGACAGCGGCUGCGUUAGAACAGCAAGACUUGGAAACCGUUGAAAUGCUGUGCAGCGCAGAGAAUUCAAAUUAGUCGUGUGGCAAACGUUGGUUGUUGAAGUUGCGGAUUUUGAUUUUCGUGAAAGUGAUUGUGUGAAGAAAAUGUGUUUUUUUCUAUUUUCAAAAUAUACAACACAGCUGUUGACUGUUGUACUAUACUAUACUCUUGUACUAUAUACAUAUUUGCAUUUCUGCAUUUUGACGAAUAAAUUAAAAUCAAACGCAAAACAAGCAGUGGAGAAUAGUGCAAAUAUGUUGUGAAAAUAAUUAAAAUAAGAAAUAAACGAUUACAUGUAAGUGUACACACACACACAGAAAUAAACACAUUUAAGUAUUUUCGUAAGGCCAAAAGUGUGGCUAGCAGCCAGACGAAUAGACCGACGAGCUGCUAGUGUCAUUGUCAGUGGGAUUAGAAUUGGAAUUGAUGGCAUUGGCUGAAGUGACGAGCCCACACAUGCAGUCGCAGAAAGCGCGCGCAUCCGCAUAGCAAAGAGAAAUAGAAUGAAUAAAACAACAAAUGUCGGCGUCUACGCAGCCAAUAAUGUGCUUUAUAAGCAAAACAAACUAUUUUAAAUUCACUUUAAUUAGAUAAAUUACACACACACAUAUAUAUAUAUAUAUACAAAUAUAAAGCAAUAAAACGACAAGAGUGAUUAAAAAACAACAAAAAUAAAUGUCUUGCGUUAAAGUAGUUUAAUUGUUAUUAAGUGCGAACGAAAAAAACAUACAUAUGUACGUUAGUGUGCGUGAUUGUGUAUUUAGCACGCGUCUAUUUUCAAAUAAAUAAUAAAAACUAAAAAAAAAAAGAAAAAAAAAAAAAACAAACCAAAAACAACGCAUAUCUAAGAUAAACAACCAACGAAGCUCUCACGCACCCACAGGCUUAACUGUUAACCCACCAGAAAAUUAUUUCAAAAUACCAUUUCCCCCUUCCGUGUAGCAAAAGCUACAUUGCAGCCAAUAUGGGCAUCAAGGAUAAAAUACGUGUGUUGAAAAAUGGCGCCAGUCCAAGUCACAGCCACAACAACGACAACGACAGCGCUAACAUCAAUACCAACGCUAACGCCAGCAGCACGCCAACAAAGGGUGUCGUCGAUCUAUUGAAACCACAUUCCAGUCGUAAUCUAAUGGCACCGGGUCAGGUCACCGAGCAGACACUGCAGGUGUGGCGCGCUUUACCGCCACAAAUACGACAUGAUCCGAGUAUGGUGUCCUUUCAAAUGGAAAAUGAGCGAUUGCAUGGUUCCACAGUGGUUACAGAUGAUGAAUCGACCAAUGCUCACGAUGUGGAGUCCAGUUAUGAAGAUGAGCACAGUUUUGCGGACUCGGAAUAUAUUAAUAUGAAGAAGUUCUCACAAGGUAACAUGGCGACUGAUGAGAAAAGCACUGAUGGGGAGUGCACACUAUCGGACAUCGAAAACUCGACUAACGAAAAAUCUAAAGCGGUUGUGAAUCAAGUAGUGGCUAAACAAAAGUCGAAGGAACGACGUAAACGUGAGCAGUUGAUAAAACGAAGUGGACUCUUGGUGUUUUGGGUAUUCGCUGCGGUAGUGUUGAUGAUAUUCGAGGAGAAACACUUGCUGGAGAAAACACUCGAGGUGCCGUGGAAUAAAACGAAGAACUUUGUGCUGCACAAAAAACCCACUGGUGAUUUUAAACUCAAAAUCUUUGGCACUUUCAAUGAGACCAUGCGUAUGUAUCACCAUGAGGACGAUGGGAAAUUUCUCUUCGUACAGCCACAGAUGUUGUAUUAUGAUAAAGUGAAUAAGCGACAGGACUAUAAGAACAUCUUGCAACCAUGGUUAAUACCGUUAGUUUCGGAAACCCUCUUCGAGGUGGCACCUGUUGUAUGGCGUAAUCAAACCUACGAAAUGCCGGCUAACACCCUGCAUAAGUUACAAAAACCCGACGUGACAAUGCGGCUCCGCAUGUAUUCGAACGCUGAGAAGGAUCUUGCCGUGCAAUUAGUCUACAAUCCUUUAAUUAUUAAUAAAAAGAUUGGGACACUGCUUGCGGCGGGCAUAUUGCUAAUAUUCUAUGCGCUACUCGUGUGGGAGGUUUUUCAACGUACUUUUAUUGCAAUUAUCUGCUCUAUACUUUCUGUCGCGGUGUUGGCUUGCUUUGACGAUCGCCCCAAUAUGGAUGAGAUCAUCGAAUGGAUGGAUAUGGAAAUGUUAACUUUACUCUUUUGUAUGAUGAUUAUAGUCGGUAUUCUGGCGGAGACGGGCGUCUUUGAUUAUAUAGCUGUUUUGGCUUUCGAGACAUCGGGUGGAAAAAUUUGGCCUAUGAUUUAUUUUCUCUGCUUUAUAACGUGUUUCGUAUCGAGCUUUUUGGAUAAUGUAACAACGGUUAUUCUGAUGACGCCGGUGGCUAUCAGACUCUGCGAGGUUAUGAGCUUGGAUCCUGUGCCGGUGCUUUUGGGCAUCAUAGUACAUUCGAAUAUUGGCGGUUCACUGACGCCCAUUGGUGAUCCCAUAUCGAUCAUUAUCUGUUCCAAUCACUUCUUUAUGAAAAACGGCAUCACGUUCACAAAAUUUGUCACUCACACUCUACCCGGCGUGUUGCUCGUGACCAUACAGAGUUGUAUAUACUUACGUUUCGCCUUCCGUGACCCACAGUCGUUGCGACUCAACGAACCGAAAGAGUUUAAGGACCUGCGACGUGAAAUUAAAGUUUGGCAACGUGCCGCAAAUUCACUCUCAUCCUACUCCAAAGACGCGGACCUUGUGCGCGCCACGUUGCAUAAAAAAGUGAAAGUGUUGAAACGUACGCUACGCCGUAAACAACGUGGAUUGGAUUCCAACGAUGCAUAUACACAUACAUUGCAGGAGCUCAAGCUCAAGUAUCCCAUCAAACAUAAGACAUUGUUAUUGCAGGCAUGUGUGGCCUUGGCAUUUGUGCUUGUCUGUUUUUUCGUACAAUCGGUGCCGAAAUGGCGCACAUUGCCAUUGGGUUGGUUGGCAUUGCUGGGAGUUAUUGCAUUGUUGAUUGUCUUGAAUCGUGACGAUAUGGAGCAUCUGUUGCAUCGCAUCGAAUGGACGACUUUGCUAUUCUUCGCCGCCAUGUUUGUGAUGAUGGAAUGUGUGGAGCGUUUGGGUUUGUUCGCAUGGAUUGGUGAGCUAACGAAGAGAAUUAUCUUAUUCGUGGACGAACGACAUCGCUUAGCAAUGGCUAUAUUUAUUAUACUCUGGAUAUCGGCAAUGGCCUCGGCCAUUUUGGAUAGCAUACCAGUGACAGCGAUGAUGGUGCGUGUGGUGGUUUCGCUGGUGAGUAGGGAGACAUUGGGUUUGCCAUUGGAGCCGCUCGUCUGGGCGUUGACUUUCGGUUCGAGUUUGGGUGGAAAUGGCACUUUGUAUGGCGCCUCCUCGAAUGUCGUCUCGGCUGGUAUUGCCGAGCAGCAUGGUUAUAAAAUAAAAUUUACACGCUACUUAAAAGUUGUAUUCCCAAUGAUGGUCGGCCAAAUUAUUAUCAUCACCGCUUAUCUUAUAUGGGCACACAUAGUCUUCGAGUGGCAUAGCGAGUAG
Ceratitis capitata (Mediterranean fruit fly) is the source of this 3993-nucleotide messenger RNA. RefSeq names its product P protein (gene hoe2). The coding region runs from base 1432 to 3993 and encodes 853 amino acids. Gene Ontology annotation, biological process: transmembrane transport. Gene Ontology annotation, cellular component: membrane. NCBI's taxonomy places the organism in Eukaryota, Metazoa, Arthropoda, Insecta, Diptera, Tephritidae. The record is from RefSeq and is a predicted model, not a curated record. The transcript has 11 exons.